Messenger RNA from Talaromyces proteolyticus, 1050 nucleotides. RefSeq lists its product as uncharacterized. The coding region runs from base 1 to 1050 and encodes 349 amino acids. The record is from RefSeq and is a predicted model, not a curated record. The transcript is spliced from 4 exons. Lineage: Eukaryota; Fungi; Ascomycota; Eurotiomycetes; Eurotiales; Trichocomaceae.
AUGUCUCAUAAUAUUCUCGUCACUGGUGCCUCUGGGUACCUUGGAGGAACUCUCCUUGCCCGUUGGAAAAGCGCCAAUCUCCCUCCAUAUGGGAAGCUGUACGCCCUUGUCAGAUCAGAUCAGCAAGCGGAAGCCGUCAAGCAAUAUGGCGCCGAACCCCUGGAAUUUGAUCUCAACGACAAGGAGGAACUAAGAAAUGGCAUUGUGGGCAACGAAAUUUCCAUCAUAUUUUGGCUCAUCGACUCCUUCAGUGAUAAGCACCAGCCACCCUUGAUUGAGGCUCUGGCGGAAGUCAAGGCCAAAACAGGAAGAGAAGUUCAUUUUAUACAUACAGGGGGCGCGAAGCAUUUUAGCAGUCACGCAAAUCUUCCCACAGACAAGCCUUUGCUUGACACGGAUCCGAAGCUUUAUGAAAUAUUGAAAACCAGCACGUCCCCCCUCGAGUAUUUCGCUCAAACUAUUAAAACAAACGUAUCUAUUAUUGAUACUUCCGAGAAAUAUGGAGUGCGAGGCUAUAUAUUCGCUCCUUGUAUCGUAUACGGGCAAAGUGAAGGGUUUGGAAAUCAAAUAUCAAUUCAAACCGUAGCAAUUGUGAAGGCAGCUAAGAAGGCUCGAAGAGUUUACAAGGUUGAUCCUGGAAACCCGACCUGGCCGGUCUGCCAUAUUGUGGAUAAUACUACGCUCUAUGUCGAAAUGCUGCGUAAUAUGCUCCUGAAUAUUGACAUUGGCUACAACAAGAAUGGAUUUUACUUGGCCGCAUCAGGCAGCGUGGCCUGGGAAGAUAUAUACAAGAGUAUGGCCACGGCAUUAGCAAAACGUAACCUUGUGGAUGACGACAUUGUCUCGCAAGCCGAUAAUGCAGUCCUGGAAAAAAUGGCCGAGGGACUCGGGGCACCAUCGAAUCUUGUGAAUGUGAUGUUAGGCGGAAAAUGCACGUACACUGCUGUGCAUGGCACGCAAAUUGGAUGGAAACCUCAGUACCCUCCUGAGCACAUCCUCGAGACUGCCGAUGAAGAGGUUGAGCUAAUCCUGAAACAUAUCAAUGAAUAG